CUAGCUAGUACGUACAUAUAUAGCAUGAAAUAUAUAUACUAAAUUAAUUACCCAAAAAAAAAAAAACAUGAUGAAAAUUCUUACACACCCAUUAAAUUUUCCACUUACCCUUAUAUGUCAAAAUGAGGGAAAAAGUCAAUAUUGUCCCUCUCAGUAUACAUCUUUAAAUAAUGCAACUAUCAUUUUGGGUUGACUGAAGACUCAAAAAAAAAAAAAAGUGUGGCAAAAACGAACCACGAUCAGCCACUAUAUAAACAUGAAGGAAGUUCUUAUCAUUCUCAUAGCAAACCAUAACUCACAAACACAGCUUGUCUUCAAAUAUAUCUUUUCUUAUUACAAAUAUAUUCUUAAGAUUAUAUAUAUAUUUUUAGACAAUGUCUACUUCUACUUGUGUUUUUUCGGCUCGGUUAAUGUUUGUUCUUUUUCUAAUUGGAGCAGCUAAUGCACAGUUAUCUCCCAAUUUCUAUAGUACAACAUGCCCUAAUCUUCUUACCAUUAUUAGGACAGCUGUCAAUACCGCUGUCACAAACGACCCUCGUAUGGGCGCCUCUUUGCUUCGUCUCCAUUUCCACGAUUGCUUUGUGCAGGGAUGCGAUGGAUCAGUAUUACUGGAUGACGUAACAGGUUUCACGGGAGAAAAGACCGCUGCUCCGAACGCCAACUCACUGAGAGGGUUCGAUGUAAUCGACACCAUCAAAACCCAAGUCGAGGCUGCCUGCCCCGGCAUCGUUUCAUGCGCCGAUAUUCUCACCGUCGCUGCCCGUGACGGCACUGUUGCACGAAGCGGUCCUAGUUGGGCGCUUUCACUCGGAAGGAGAGACUCAACCACCGCGAGUUUGACCGGAGCAAACGGUCAACUACCCGGACCCGGAUCCAGUCUCAACAACCUUAUUACUUCAUUCUCCAACAAAGGUUUCACUACUCGGGAAAUGGUUGCCCUUUCUGGAUCGCACACAAUAGGAUUGGCAAGGUGCAGUACAUUCAGGAACAGAAUCUACAACGCAGCCAACAUAGAUCCCGCCUUUGCCACCACAAGGAGGGCGAAUUGUCCGCCAACCGGCGGAAACAACAACCUAGCGCCGCUCGACACCGUCAGCCCCACAACAUUCAACAACGAUUACUACACCAAUUUGGUGAAUCUGAGGGGUCUGCUCAAUUCCGACCAGGUACUGUUCAACAAUGGAACCACAGACGCGCAGGUGAGAGCGUACAGUACAAACUCCGCUUCUUUCUUCAACGACUUCGCCGCUGCUAUGGUUAAGAUGUCGAACCUCACCCCACUCACCGGCACCAAUGGCCAAAUCAGGAGAAACUGCAGACUUAGAAACUAAUUAACGACGUCGUUCGUUGGUGUUCUUCUUCUUCUUCUUCCGAUCCUCUUCUGGAAUUUUGUGUGUGUUCAAUAAUUUGCCGAGACAAGAUGAAUAAAAAUUGUUGUUCAAGUGUAAUUUAUUUUCAAUUGUAAUUUGUUCCUAAUAAGUGUUACAUUAUUCUGUAAUUGUGUCAUCAUUCGGUAAUUCAAUAAAGAAAUGGAAAUAUAUUUUGAUAUUGGGUGGUUAUAUCACCGGGUGCUAUUUUGGCGAACA
Messenger RNA from Erythranthe guttata (spotted monkey flower), 1586 nucleotides. RefSeq names its product cationic peroxidase 1. The record is from RefSeq and is a predicted model, not a curated record. Gene Ontology annotation, molecular function: peroxidase activity; heme binding. Lineage: Eukaryota; Viridiplantae; Streptophyta; Magnoliopsida; Lamiales; Phrymaceae. Gene Ontology annotation, biological process: hydrogen peroxide catabolic process; response to oxidative stress.